Molecule: messenger RNA, 2314 nt
Organism: Sinocyclocheilus rhinocerous
Lineage: Eukaryota; Metazoa; Chordata; Actinopteri; Cypriniformes; Cyprinidae
Product: transcription factor E2F1-like
Exons: 7
Coding region: 879-2180 (433 amino acids)
Biological process (GO): regulation of transcription by RNA polymerase II
Cellular component (GO): Rb-E2F complex
Molecular function (GO): DNA-binding transcription factor activity, RNA polymerase II-specific; RNA polymerase II cis-regulatory region sequence-specific DNA binding; protein dimerization activity
Source: RefSeq, a predicted model, not a curated record
UUUGGCGCGUAAACCUUUGAGCAGGUUCCGAUCAGCUGGAACAAAAAAACACAACAAUAACAGAAGCGAUUCCGGCCGCGUCGCGCGCGGGGACAGUUGGGCCGCACCUUUCUUCGGUUUCAAUGGAUUUAAGCGUUAAAUGAGCGAGAAUUUGGAUGUUAUUUGGAGUUAAUGACAAUACUUCCUGGAUGGAGUCAUCAAAAAGGACAAAAGCGGGGGAUAUUUUGGAUUAAAGUGUCAGAUGAGAACAGAAACCGGACUUGGGCUUUGUUCCGCAUCCUGAUCGGUUUAUAUCGUUAUAUUUACUUUCUCUACAGCCUGUUUACCGAUAUAAUAACACGCUUCAAACACGUUUACAAGUGCUCAAGUAAAAACAAACUCUGUUCGUUACAAAAUAUCGCAACGUCGUCAAUAAUUUGAGGAUUGCAUGGUAUCAUUUCAUGUUUUAUGCACUUUAAAGGUUGAGAUUGCAUUGCUAUUUGUAUAUGAUGAUGUUUAUUUAUGAUGAACUGUAUGUGUUAUGCUUUUCAGCCAUUUGCAAAAGCACUUCCUUAAAGCAACCACAACUCUAAACUCAUAAUGCAUGUGAAAUAUGUCUUAAACAUGCUUAUAAAUAACAUGCAUGGUCUUUUAAAUAACUUUUAUUGAUCUAAAGUUGAUUUUUGUUUUGCAAACUGAAGUUGACCUGCAUCCUGCCCUUGUUGUGGUUUGGGAGUCUCACCCAUAUGUUCAGUCAAGGCCUGUUUUUAACAUGGCUUAUCCAACUGUACUCUCUCUCAUGCAUGCAUUUUGAAAAACAACCUGUUUCCAUGCAUUGAAAGCCAUAAGGAUUGCAAGUAAACCCAGAGACUAAGUGACCCCUGCUGUUUUAGCCCGAUAUGUCUGAGAGUUUUAUAUCGGGUCAGACCUCGGAGGACCUGCUGGCGGAUUUUGAGUCUCUCUUGAACAAUGGCAGCAUCGAUCUCAGUGAAGAUCAUCAAAUUGUCAUCAUCUCCACUCCUGGCACGGCCUCGGCCAGCACUGCAUCCGGCGACAUCUUGCUGUUUGCCACCCCUCAUCACACCACCACUGCCACCACAACCCUGCCGGACCACCAGAGACCCACUUUGGGACGCCCGCCGGUGAAGAGAAAGUUGGAUUUGGACAGUGAUCAUCAGUACAUCUGCACGUCCCGACCUGCUUCACAUGGACCAGCACCUCCAGCCACACCCGCGCCUCCCAGAGUGCCUAAAGUGGCUACGGAGAAGUCCCGCUACGACACGUCUCUGAAUCUGACCACCAAACGCUUCCUGGAUCUCCUGGCUCAGUCUCCAGACGGCGUGGUCGACCUCAACUGGGCCUCUCAGGUGCUGGACGUCCAGAAACGGCGCAUCUACGACAUCACCAACGUCCUGGAGGGGAUCCACCUGAUCUCUAAGAAGUCCAAGAACAACAUCCAGUGGCUGGGGAACCGUAUCGACGGGGCAUCCAUGGCCAGGUUCCAGGCGCUGCAGAGGGAGGUUUCUGAGCUGACAGAGGCCGAGGAGAAACUCGACGAGCUCAUUAACAAAUGCAGCUUACAGCUACGGCUCCUCACAGAGGACACGCACAACAAGAAGCUGGGAUACGUUAGAUGUCAGGACCUGCGUAACACAGUGAACCCGCCGGAUCAGAUCAUCAUGGUGAUUCGAGCUCCGCCGGAGACGCAGAUGCAGGUGUCUGAACCCACUGAGGGUUACCAGAUUUCACUCAAGAGCUCCAAAGACCCGAUCGACGUGUUUCUGUGUCCUGAGGACAGUUCUGGAGUCUGUAGUCCAGUCACUGAUUGUAGUCCAGAGAAAUCGUCCAAUCAGAGCCCCCCGCAGGCUCAUCCCAUCUCACAGGAAGUGACAUCAUCAACGCCGGCUACUCUCCCCAGUUCCUCCCCUUUACCUCUGGGUGCAGACUCAGAGUCAUUUCUGGACUCGGACCCGUUUUCGGGCAUUUGCGGGAUGCCAGAUUUCGAUUUGUCUCCUUUGGACUCGUCUGACUUCCUUCUGGAGCGGGGCGGUGAGACGGAUGCCAUGGGCCUCCCACUGGACAGUUUUAUCUGCCUGUCUCCGCCACACAACCAGGACUAUCACUUCGGCCUGGAGGAUCACGAAGGCGUCAGCGAGCUGUUCGACUGCGACUUCAGCGACCUCGGCCCUCUGGAGUUCUGACAGACGGAUCCGAGUAUUCGUUUCCCAGUGUGAACAGGAAACUGAUUCCACUUCGCUUUUGAAUCCAGAUUUGCUCAGAGGGCUCUGAGCAGCGCCAUUUAAUUUAUUAAUAGAAAUAAGUCGCCUUUAAAGGA